UUGGUGCACAGCGCCACUCACACUCGCACGCAUUGUUCUGUGUCCAGCUGUGCCUUGUGCCUCUGUGGGCUGAGAUGACGACAAACCCGUGUGUGGGUGGAGAGAGAGAAAUGGAAAAAAAAGAGGGGGUCUCUGACUUCCAGAACAGGAGACUCUUCAUCACUUCACUUUAUCUCCUCGCGAGGUCAAUGUAUGGCGCCUGAGACCCUGGACCUUGCCUGGAAAACUACAAUUCCCAAGAUGCAGUGGUGCAGGUGGGCAGGCAACUGGAAAUCACACCUGCCAGGAAAGUCCUCUGGGCCGGAGCAGGACGACUCCUUCGACUUCCUCUUUAAGAUCAUCCUGGUGGGAGACUCGGACGUGGGGAAGACCUGCGUGGUCCAGAGCUUUAAGUCUGGUGUCUUCAUGGAGAAACAACAAAACACUAUCGGGGUGGACUUCACCGUACGCACCAUGGACAUUGAUGGCAGGAAGGUCAAGCUGCAGGUGUGGGACACGGCUGGACAGGAGCGUUUCCGCACAAUCACCCAGAGUUAUUACCGCAGUGCCCACGGCGCUAUAGUGGCUUAUGACAUCACACGGCGUCCAACGUUUGAAUCUGUGACACACUGGAUCCAGGAAGUGGAGCAGUACGGGGCUGCUAGCGUUGUUCUCAUCCUCAUUGGGAACAAGUCGGAUCUGCAGUCGGAGAGACAAGUGCUGUUUGAGGAUGCCUGUACUCUGGCUGAAGGGAAGGGUGCGCUGGCCGCCUUGGAAACCUCAGCCAAGGAGGCCCAGAAUGUGGAGGCAGCCUUCGUGCUAAUGGCCCGGGAGCUGAUGGUUAGGAACGGCCUGACCAUCACAGACGAACACUCACAGGCCUCCCCACACUUCCCAAACUCCCAUCCUAUCCAUGGCUCCGAUUCCACGGACAGGAAAUCAUGUUGUUGAGAGAAUUGAUGGGCAAGGUGGACAAGAGGUUGUUGGGCUGAUGGUCCUGAUAACUGUAUAAUUAACCUAGAGAUAAACUAUAAUUGUCUGGAAUCAACGUUGCCACAACACCUGCUAGUUUUAGACUGUCACAUUUAAAGGUGCUGUCAAGAAGCGUGUUGGGAUAGAGGCUAGGGGUUGGGGAUGUGUGUGUCUACUAUAUUGUGCGUUGGUGGGGACGGAAUAGAUACAAGUACUGUAGUGAUGAUUGAGACUAUCACUGCCACUGAAAAGUCCCACUCCAGCUGUAUUUUUUACUUUUCCCAUUGAAAAACAAUAUUUCAAGUAUAAAUACAGUACACACA
This is a messenger RNA of Oncorhynchus mykiss (rainbow trout), 1274 nucleotides long. RefSeq names its product ras-related protein Rab-19. The record is from RefSeq and is a predicted model, not a curated record. Lineage: Eukaryota; Metazoa; Chordata; Actinopteri; Salmoniformes; Salmonidae. Gene Ontology annotation, molecular function: GTPase activity; GTP binding.